Molecule: messenger RNA, 3942 nt
Organism: Pyrenophora tritici-repentis Pt-1C-BFP
Lineage: Eukaryota; Fungi; Ascomycota; Dothideomycetes; Pleosporales; Pleosporaceae
Source: RefSeq, a predicted model, not a curated record
AUGAGUAACGAGUCUCCGCAGGCUCCGGCCCAGCGCCGCUUUCUGCGUCCUAAUCUACGGUCGGCGACGAUGAUUCAGCCGAAAACUGGUGAACGCGUCAAAAAGGCCUUUACCCUGCGCAGAAACGAACGCCGCCCGCACGAGUCGUCCGAAUUCCUACUUGCGCCCGGUCACUUCGAUCCCGCGAGACACCGAGAAAUGGGACGGGUCGAGUGGUUCGGAGACAUGCUCACAUAUAAGCUGCAACAAUGCUACGCGUACGCUAAGAGUCCCAUGGGCAUUGGCAUACUGAAAUGCUCGCUGGCCUAUGUACUGGGCUCGUUGGCGACAUUUGUGCCAGUCAUAGCUGCACUGUUGGGCAGGAACGAUGGCAAGCACAUAGUCGCGACUAUCACCGUCUACUUCCACCCCGCCCGGUCAGCCGGCAGUAUGCUCGAGGCAGUCAUGCUUGCAUUUGCUGCCUUCUCCUAUGCGGCUUUCGUAUCCUUCUCCAGUAUGGCCGUGUCUGUAUACUUUGGAAAUCACCAUCAUUUGAUCAUUGGGCAUAUAAUAGUGCUCAUUGUCUUUUGUGGAGGAGGCUUAGGCCUUGUAGGCUGGACCAAACACAAGCUGGGCAACCCUUUAGUCAAUGUGGCUUGCUCCCUAACAUCCCUCGCUCUCAUCACCAUCCUGACCAAGGAAGGAGCUGUUCAGGCUGCCAAGUUCUCCUACGUUAAAGUCUGGCAGGUAUUGAAGAUGAUCAUCAUGGGCUGUACCGCCUCCGCGCUCGUAUCACUCCUCGUGAAGCCAAGGUCGGCGCGCAACGAGUUUCGGGAUACUUUUAUACAAUCUACUGACGCCAUGGCGGAGAUGCUGAACGGAAUCACCCUCAGCUUUCUUUCCGGUGCCGAAGAAGAUCUCAAGAGCGACACGUUUGUCAAAGCCUCGAAACAGAGUCAGACGACAUUCAAGGCCCUUGUCAAGAACCUGGGGGAAGCAAAAUUCGAGCACUACGCCCUUGGUACUGAGGAAGAGCACAAGAUUAGCUCUAGGCUGGUCAAAUGUCUCGAAAAGCUGAUACAGAGCAUUGGUGGAUUGCGCAGUGCUGCCGAAACACAAUUCACCCUACUUGCGCAGUCGGAGCCAAAUGGGACCUCCCAUACGGAAAGGCGGAGUAGUAUUCUAGCCUCUAUCGAUGAACUACCCGAAAACUCUGCUGAAGCCUCAGGAUUCCCCUCGGCGGCUGAAUCUGAAGAUGAGUCAACUGUACCGAAAAACAAGUCAGAAAGAGUUUCGAGCUUCCUACACUCGAAUCUAACGCCCGCGGACAUGUUUUCUGUCUUCAUCGCCCACUUGGGACCACCAAUGAAAUCUCUCGCAUACACGCUCCGCGAAGUACUCUCUGAGCUGCCAUUCGGACCUGGCCCAGAGUACCACAUGGCUAUCAACGAACACUUCCGCCACAGUCUGGUCGACGCGAAAGCCCUAUUUGCAAACGCCCGACGAGAGGCUCUUUCUGCUGUCUAUAAAAACAAGAUACCAACACGAACCAGCUCGGCGGCAGUCGCAGCCGACUUUGAAGAGGUCGCUGCUAGCUGCGGAUAUUUCAGUUCGUCGUUGCUGGAUUUCGCUGAGGAUAUGGUGGCCUUCCUUGAUAUCCUCGAAGAGCUGAAAGCGAACGUCAACCGGCACCCACGAAAGAGGACCUACAAUUGGCUAAAGUUUUGGCAACAUGGGCGCAAGAAGAGCCAAUUGGGUGACAGCUCUGAAGAAGCUAGUCUCGACGAGAUUGAUGACCACGCGCCAGGAGGCUCGCACGAAAUCCAUAAUCCCAUCUAUCGCAAAUCGACUCGCGGAGAUCCGUAUAAGCCAGAGGACGAGCAGCCCUUGUCCUAUCGUAUCUGGACAUCAUUAGCAGUUUUUAGAAGGGACGACCUCAAAUAUGCUGUUAAAGUCGGCAUUGGUGCAGUUCUCUACGCUAUGUGGUCCUUUGUUGAGCCAACAAGAGAGUUUUACGGCCACUGGCGCGGCGAGUGGGGCCUGUUGUCAUACAUGUUGGUGUGUUCCAUGACGAUCGGUGCGUCCAACACUACAGGUUUUCAGCGAUUUGCUGGUACCUGCUUAGGUGCAGUGUUGGCCAUUGCCUCAUGGAUUGCAGCUGACGAACAUGCCUUUGUCCUGGGAUUCUUCGGCUGGGUGAUUUCUCUCUUUUGUUUUUACAUCAUCGUCGGCCAGGGCAAGGGUCCUAUGGGUCGUUUCAUCUUACUCACGUACAACCUUUCCGCACUCUACGCAUACUCGCUUUCUGUUAAGGACGAGGAGGAUGACGACGAUGAAGGUGGUAUUUCGCCCGAGAUAUGGGAAAUUGUUCUCCAUCGUGUGGUCGCAGUCAUGGCUGGUUGCAUAUGGGGAAUCAUUGUGACACGAGUCAUCUGGCCAAUCUCGGCGCGUCGCAAGGUCAAGAAAGGCACGUCUCUGUUGUGGCUCAAAAUGGGCUUGAUCUGGAAACGUGGCCCUCUGAAGACUAUACUUGAGUCGAGCGAAAACUCGAUGCGAUCGUACUCAUACAUGUCUGAGCGGGAGGAGCUUGAACUUCGACGAUACCUAUCUCAUCUGGACACGCUGCGGACAGCUGCGGCUGCAGAAUUCGAACUCAGAGGCCCAUUCCCGGACAAGAGCUUCAAGAUCAUCCUCGGUGCAACAAGUCGUAUACUGGAUAGUUUCCAUGCUAUGAACGUCGUCAUCCUGAAGGAUUUGAAAGCAUCAGAAGGUGAGAAGGAGGCCUUGAGAUACACCAAAAAAGAGUGGACCGAGUUGAGUUGGCGCAUCAGCCAUUUGUUCUCAGUUAUGGCAUCUUCUAUGAAGCUUGCUUACCCGCUCAAUGACGUAUUGCCCAACGUUGAGCAUACGCGUGAUAGACUGCUAGCAAAGGUCUUCGAGUUCCGGCAAAACGGCCUCGGAAAGGUCAUUGCCAAGGAUGAGGAUUACGAAGUGUUGUAUGCCUACGCGUUGGUGACUGCGCAGCUGGCGCAGGACCUCAACAUCAUCGGACAGGAGAUUGAAAAGCUGUACGGUGUGUUGAUCGACAACCUCACCCACGACCACGGAUACAACAUCAAAAUGGUCAACCUCCGCACUCAGAAGCGCCUCGCGGCCUCCGUGGUCGGUUGCGGAAAGCGCAAGAUCUGGCUCGACCCCAACGAGACCAGCGAAAUCGCCAACGCCAACUCCCGCCAGACCGUCCGCAAGCUCGUCCAGGAUGGCCUCAUCAUCCGCAAGCCCGUAACCAUGCACUCACGUGCCCGCGCCCGGGAACUGACUGCUGCCCGACGAAUUGGCCGACACCGUGGCUUCGGUAAGAGGAAGGGUACCAAGGACGCCCGUAUGCCAAGCCAAAUCGUCUGGAUGCGCCGUCUCCGUGUCCUCCGCCGUCUCCUCGUCAAGUACCGUGCUGCCGGAAAGAUCGACAAGCACCUCUACCACGAGCUCUACCUCCUCUCCAAGGGUAACACCUUCAAGCACAAGCGCGCUCUCGUUGAACACAUCCACAAGGCCAAGGCUGAGAAGGCCCGCGAGAGGAUCAUCAAGGAGGAGAUGGACGCCAAGCGUGCGAAGACCAAGGCAGCGAGGGAGAGGAGGCAGGAGCGUGUGCAGCAGAAGCGCAUUGCUCAGCUGGGCGACGACGCGGAGUAAGCACAUGGCAUGAUGAACACUUGGCGUGGGUCUUUUCAAGGUUAAAGGAGGGCGUCAAUCUCCUUUUUAUCUGGGCAUAUGCGGUCAUGUUUCAUGUAACGUCUGUGAAGGACUCUUCUUCUCCAUGCAUACUCGACCGACAAGGCUGCCCCACUCUGAUCAUCGAUGCUAUGAGUGUACCAUACAAAAAGGAUAUGAGCAUCGGCAUUAGAAACUAGUAGUCAAUCUCGGAGUUGGUCUGCUUUCAGACAUUGAACAUGUAUAUGAUUG